Poecilia reticulata (guppy) is the source of this 4377-nucleotide messenger RNA. RefSeq names its product interleukin 20 receptor, alpha (gene il20ra). NCBI's taxonomy places the organism in Eukaryota, Metazoa, Chordata, Actinopteri, Cyprinodontiformes, Poeciliidae. The record is from RefSeq and is a predicted model, not a curated record. Gene Ontology annotation, molecular function: protein binding; cytokine receptor activity. Gene Ontology annotation, biological process: cytokine-mediated signaling pathway. Gene Ontology annotation, cellular component: plasma membrane.
CAUCGCUGCUUUUGCUGCAAGGCGAGGAGUGGAGCGUUAAAAGGGCGAAGGACAAAGGGAAAAACUUGACCAAGGACAGGUGCCCCACCCGGGAAAGACCCUCUGGUUUCUCGGGAAAACAUGACUUCUUCGGACCAAGAUGCGGACUAAGCUCAUUUUUGUUGCCCUUUUUCUUCUGCGCUGCGCAGUCUCCUCCUCUCCUCCAAAACCGAUUAAUGUCAGCUUCUCUUCCGUGAACCUGAGGAAUGUUCUGCACUGGUUUCCAGGAAAUGGCACAUCAGAUGGCACACACUUUACUGUGCAAUACGCCAUCUAUGGAAACCCCAGGGAGGUCAGAAAAGGAAAACGGGAGCACUGGAGAGCAGUGGACCAGUGCACCAAUAUCGUACGGACUUGGUGCGAUCUGAGUGCUGAGACGUGGGAUGAGGAAGAAAGAUAUUAUGCCAGAGUUCGCGCAUUGGGAAGAAAAUCAUCUUCAAAAUGGACUGAGACAAACAAAAGAUUUGAUCCGAAGUCAGAGACAAUUUUCGGCCCUCCACUGAUUUCUGUGGAAAUAGAGAACAACAGUGCAGUUGUCACUCUAAAUGGGCCGGUGAGGUAUUCGCCAAACAACCACACCCCAGCGCUCACCAUGAAAACAAUCUAUCAUCGCAUGUCCUAUAACCUCUCCAUCUUCAACACCCACCGCAACCAAGUGCUUCAUUUUCCAGUGGAGGACAGCCUGUUCAAAUAUCACAUGAUGGACUACAAUACAGAAUAUUGCUUCUCUGCCAAAUCAAGAUUCCUCUCCAUACCACUGCAGUCCAUGUCCUCAGUCUGGCACUGCAUAACCACACCUCAAGACCCUGUUAUUGUGCAGCUGCAGCGAGUGGUUGUGGGGAUUAUUGUCCCAUCGCUUUGCAUCUGUAUAAUUGUGUUGAUCAGUUACCUUCUCUACAACUACCUGAGUGGGAAAGGACGGACAAACCCACCUGUAUUGAGUCAACCAUCGUUUCACUCAUGUCCUAUUGUGUUCCUUCCUGAUAACACCGCCCUGCAGCUAACCAGUAUCAUUCCCAAUAAGCCACCUCCUGAGAUCCAACCCUUCAUUCCAUGCCCUCCAUAUGCACCUCAGAGGGCUGGUGUACCACAAGAACCAGAAGAACCCAUGAAUAAUUUGUCAGAUGACUAUGCCGCUGUCGUCCCUAAAAAAGUUAGUGAAGAGAACACAAGACAGAGGGAGCCUGAGGAAGGAGUUGCUGUGAAUAACUUGAAGGAUGAGCACCAGAAAAAUGCAGAUUGUUACGAGAAGAAAGACGUUAAGAUUAAAGAUGGUAAUUCUUCUAGUGGGUACAAGCCUCAAGCUAAAACAUUUGGGCAAUCACCUACGCAGACAGAGGGUAGUGCUUUAUUGCAGAGUUUGCCGUGCUCCCUAGGUCCUGUUUUACCAUCACAAACUCAGGCACCGACGCAAUCUAAUCAGAGAUCAUUUAGUGAUAAGCAAACUAUAGAGAACAAUACAGAGUCCUCAGCUUUGUGGUUUACCAAAAAUGCUCAAACCCAUCCACUUAACGCCCAUCUAAACCUACCAUUAUUGAAGGAGGAAAAAAAGAGGAAAGAGAUAGAGGGAGGUGAGCAGGAACAAAAUCAGUGUGAGAAUGUUCCUCUUCUCUCUGAGUAUGCCUCUCAGGUCAUCCCAACCAUGCCUGCUGCCCACUCACAAAAGUCUGACUGCUUGUCAGAUGAGUACGGUGCUCUGAUUCAUGCCACAGCACAGAAAGCAGAGGCAGGUGAUUUUAAGAUGGAGAUGUGUAGUAACUGGAAUCCUGAGAACAUGCAAGAAAUGCUGCCCAUGCCGGGGAUGACCUUCAACUGCGGCGAAAGGUUGGGUGGCAUGCAGCCUUCAGACAGAGGCAAAGAGGAAAAUUUAGGAGGAACAUUUGAGGGAACGUAUAUGACAAGGAAUCACCUGAAGUUGGAAAAUGUGCUUCUCAGACAAGCAAGUGACGAUGGGGCUUGCGCACAGAUGGAGGAAGAAAUUGAUAAUAUUCUUAGCAAAUGGGAUUUGGUCAUCUCAAAUGAUGACUAGAAGAAAUUAAUGACUGCCAGUUUUACACUUAUCUACAAGCUUCGCGUCAUCAUAUUACAGUAAUGUACUCCAUUUGGUUUUGAGUCCAGUUAAUGUAGAUCCUUUUUUUAUAACUAGAAGCUCAAAUCACAAUGAGGUGUUUACAUUUAUUGGAUUUUUGUGUAGAUGAAAGGUGCUGGUGACGUCACUUCUUCGUCAUUUCGUACCUUUGCACUCUUGGUUCUUUUAUGUUCCACUGUUGCGGCUCUAAAAUGGUGCCAUUUACUUUGACAUGUUUCUUGUGAACUACAUUUGUAGUAGCCAGGGGGAAAUUUUGCACCUGCAACUACAACCAACAGUUAGAGUAGAGUAGUUUUCUUCAUUUCUAUUCUACUGUAGCGCACUGUAAGGAAAUAACUAUUUUAAUUGAGUCCAAUGAAUCAUAUCUGCCGGCUCAGGCACAAUAAAUUUUGGUUUUGAUAAGUGUCAUCUUAGUAUUUCCUAAAAAUGAAUUAACCUAAAUUGGUUUUAGAACCAAAGCCCUGCCAAAAAUAAAAGACAAUAGGAUAUAACACAAAGAAUUCAGAAAAUAAAGUGAGGUUUGAGUGUUUUGUCACUAUCUCCAUAAAUCGUGAAAACGACUAGCUACAAAGAAAAAUAAACUAAUCUAUAGGCUAAGUGACAAAUUGGUUUAUUUCUGGAUAUAAAAUGAAAGCAUUAAGGUACACAAUUGCAAAGAGGUGAAUUGACCUGAAGCUGCAGAUAGUCAACAAGCAAACAAUUUGAAAAUAAUGAGGAAAGAGCUGCACCUCUACCCUAACCCUUCACCCCAAGUUCAUCAGAUGUAGCGACUGGAAGCUGUAGGCGUAUGAUUCGUGCAUUUUUCUGUUUGUGGUGUAUUUGAGUGACUCUGUUGCAACGUUGCAUGAAGCCCAGGGUGUGCCACUUUAAUGUUUAGGAUCUUGUUUUUUUAUUUCUUAAAUGACGCCAUAUUUAUGAGAAACCAUUUUAGAAAGCGCAGAUGACGAUUGGCUUACACAUUUGCAGACAUAAAACAAUAUAAGUUGUCAGUGGGAGACAAGAAACAAAAGCAGCUGCUGCUGCUUUUGCUUUUGUCAACAGUUACAAAAAUAACAAGCAAUCCAGAACAAAUCAAAUCUCUCACAAGCUCUGUCGUUUUACGGAAAGCUGACUUUAUGAAGGAGUAGUGUCAAAUAUGUGGUACUUUAUCGUAUAAUUUUUUGUGCAGCAACAUCUUAAAGGAUUUUCCCAGAUAAUUCUGUGGUUGUUUAGCUGUACCAGCUCAUUUUAUACGACUGUGUAUGUCUUUAUGCCAUUUACUUGUACAUCACUUUGGUUUAGUUGCAGAGUUUAAUCAUUUGAUUCCAGUUAAAGCACUUGAUGUGGUUACUGAAUACAUUAUUUUUUCGUCUACUGUCGGUAAAUUUAGUGGAAUAUCUCUGAAAUUCAUUCUUUACGUAUUUAUUUUGAUUUUAAGUUAAUUGCUGAUGAUCAGAGGAAAACUUGAGUUACUUUGUGCAUGUUAAUUAUUUCUAGAGGAAUAUAUAGCACUUUAUCACUAAAUAUAUCUUAUGUUUACUCAUGAAGUAAUGUGUGGCACCAUGUGUCAACUUUUCUUUUCUCACUAUAUAAUUUUUUUUUACUUCCUUUCCUUACCAAGCCAACUUGUUCUUUUUAAUCAUUCUGCUAUCUUGAUUUUCCGGUUUAGGCCAAAACGUGUUUGGAUUUUAAGAAGUAAGAUAUGGGUGUGAAGGGGUUUUUCUUUUUCCCUGUGUCACUACAAGUUGCCAGACUUCUUUACUUGACACAGAUACUUCCUCGUUCCAUCACCAUAAGUAGGCGUAACUAAAGUAGUAUGAUCACAUACAACCCUGUAAAUACUUUCAGUUUCCGUUUUUUGGGCUGUAAUAGAGAAUAUAACUUAAAACUAGUUAUUUUUUACUCAAAUAUAAAUGAAGGACAUCUUUAUUUAAUUGUACUAUUGUUGUUUCUGAUUCUGUGCAUUUUUUAAUGAAGCUUUUAAAAAUCUUUAUACAGAGCUUUUUUUUUUUUCUUGGUUCUACCAUGAGAAUGUGAUAUUAUGGAGGAUCCAAGUGCUCCGCCAUAAUGUUUAACUCUUAUGUCAAUUCUGAUUCCCGGUUGGUUCAUAGUUUCUGUUUUCUGUAUUUACAGAGUUAAGGACGAUAAAUUACAGGCUUUAUGUGCCAACUCUGGGAAUUAAGUGAUCAUGAUUUUACAUUGAUAUGAAUUGUAUCUGUAUUGAGAGAAAUGACAGAAUGAAAAAGAAAAUAAACUGAAUGUAUUACAUA